AUGAAUCGAAACAACAGCAACAACGAAACAUGCGCCAAUUGGCCUAGUGAUCAGUAUAGAGCGGGCGAAAGAAGGUUGGGAAUCCUUCCUCCUUCUGGCGGAGCUCCGUCACUGGUAUCCUUGCUAUCGAGGGCAUACGCAGAAUCUUCAUCCCCAACGCUAUUCUCGGAUACUUCAUUGGAAGAGACCAUUGGUGACCGUCAAGGGCUUCUCGUUGAUACCAUUUCUUCUGCGCUUGACAUUGUGGAGGACGGUUCAGUUAGCUUUGAUAACCCUUGUGUUCGCUCAAAUAGGAUGCCAUCGGUUGGUCACAAGAGGCAUUCAAGCUCCACAAGGCAGUGA
Molecule: messenger RNA, 342 nt
Organism: Cylindrotheca closterium
Lineage: Eukaryota; Bacillariophyta; Bacillariophyceae; Bacillariales; Bacillariaceae
Source: the annotation of a GenBank genome assembly